AUGCACGGCUUGGACCGAAUUCUCGGGCUUCCCAUAAAGUUUCUGGAAAGGCUCGUGCAGAGAUUCCGGUCCAGAGUCCUGGCCGUCUCCUCCUACGACCUGGCAAAGGUUCCGCAGAUCUGUCGCGAGGUGCUCCUCGGGGAAACCUCGUCGGCCUCGAUACCGCAGAACGAGCGCUCCGAGGUCGAAGCGAAGCUCGCAGAGGAAGAGGCCGCCGAGGCAGCUAUGGACGACAAGAAGCGUUGA
This is a messenger RNA of Symbiodinium sp. CCMP2456, 246 nucleotides long. Lineage: Eukaryota; Dinophyceae; Suessiales; Symbiodiniaceae. The record is from the annotation of a GenBank genome assembly.